CGAUGGAUUGUGGCAAGCAUCUAAUCCUUCAUUGAUGCAAGAGCCUCUGCUAAGAAUUUUUGUCAUUCACACAUUUUUCUUCUUCUAAGCCCCCAAAUUAAAACAUUUCUCUCCAAUUUUUCUUUCCACGAACUAUAACUAGAAUUCCCACCUUCCCCUUUUAUUAUGGGUGCCUUUAGUAGCAAGAAAAAGACAAGGACUUAUAAUUAUGGGAGGAAGAAUGUUAGGUGUUUAACAGAGGAAAUGAAGCUGCUGCAAGAUGAAAUCAAACAGAUUAUGCGUGAAAGGGAAGAGGAGGCUCAAGAGUACGAGAGACGAGUAUUGGUACUCACGUUUAGGGAGGCGGAGUGGAAGGGAGAGAAGAAGAGACUGAAAGAGGAGGAGAAGAGGCUGAGGAAGACGGUGGAAGAGAAGGAAGGGAAGAUUAGAGAAUUGGAAGAGAAUUGUGGGUUGGUGAGAGGGAAGUGCGUUUUAUGUGAUAAAGGAUGGCCGCUGUUGGGGAGCAGUGGAGGGUGUAGCAGCAUCUUGGUGGAGCAAAUGAGGGAAGAGAGGGCGCAGCGGGAUGAGACGGUGGAGAAAUGGAAGCAACUCUACCUUGCCAUCAAGAACGAGCUUGAUGAUCUCAUUCAGAAAACUCAUGGUGUUGUAUCUCUAUCACUUUUACAUCAGUAAAACUUGCACAACAUCAUACUCAACAUUAGCAUAACAGAUUUUGCCAUCCUCUUCUACGUACCCAUUUAGAUAUGUCUGUAUAAUCAUUUUGCUGCAUUCAUUAUUGGACACUUUACUGAAGAGCUAAAUGAUUUUGUACUUGUUCUUUUAGGGGAUGCACUUUAUUGGAGAGCCGAGGGAAAAGAGGUGGUGGAGGAACUAAAAAGGGAAGUGAAGAGUAAAGAAGAAACCAUAGAAGCUCUGGAAGUUCGAUUAGCUUCAAUGGAACGCGAAGGAUAUGAAAGGAAACGGGAAAUUGACAUUCUUAGGCAAAGUUUGCGAAUCAUGAGCAGCAAAAAGAAGUCAUAACAUAUUCACAAGACUCUUUCUUAAUUAUAUUACUUGUGAAAUACACUUCACAUAUGCAUCAGAGCAUGUCCAAUGGCAAAGUUUUCUUUAGUGUUCUUAUUAAUGUCAUAUCAUUAUUGUUAUACCCUAAAACAAGUCCUAUGAUAAUUAGGACACGUGGAGGCAUUCUAGAAAUAGUCCUAUCAAAAGUAGAAUAGGAUAAAUCCCACUAAAAUAAGAAUAUCCCAAACACCAAUCAAAUAAAACUGUAUUUCUAGAAUAACUAUAUUUAAGCAUCCUAUAAAUACCCCUAGGAUCAACCUAAUGAGGUGGACUAUUUAUCAUCAUCAUUCCCUCUUCAUUGUAAACUCUCUCUAUCAACAAAGAUCUUGGUUCUCU
Messenger RNA from Rubroshorea leprosula, 1398 nucleotides. NCBI's taxonomy places the organism in Eukaryota, Viridiplantae, Streptophyta, Magnoliopsida, Malvales, Dipterocarpaceae. The record is from the annotation of a GenBank genome assembly.